GAUUGUUACAAUCAGUCUUCCACACUCAUUCUUUUUAUUUCUCUAAUGGAGCUGCAUUCUGACCUAAUUUCAAAGUCUGUUGUGCACAGACAUCAUCUUGCCUGAACUUUAAAUGCCUAGCCGCUUUUUGACACUGUAAAAGAAAAGUGUACAUUCUGACAACCUACUUAUGUCAGAGAGAUAUGGUUCUUAACUGUACUUUCCAGAUUUAAAUAUCAUCCUUUUCAUUGCAGCAGUGGAGAUAAAAAGGACUUCAGACAGAAAAAUUUCCUCUCUGCAAAGGAAGGUGCCUGCAGCUUGGAUAGCUCUGACCAUUCAUUCAAGAAAUAUCAGCAUAAAUGACAAAUUCAACAUGUCUUCUUCAGCCAUCGUUAACUACUCGUGUAGCUCUACCAGUCAUCUACUCUUUCCUAUUUCCUGUUGGAUCUUGUGGAAAUAUUCUCGCUGCCUGGAUAUUUUCAAGGCAAGCACCCACAAAAAGAACACAAUACAUUUACUUGGUAAACCUUGUCUCUGCAAAUUUACUCAUAUGUAGCACAAUGCCUUUUCUGGCUGCCUAUUUUGCAAAAGGCUACCAAUGGACUUAUAACUCUGUACUAUGUAGAAUAGCAAAUUACCUUGGGACUCUCAUUAUGCACGUCAGUAUGUAUGUUACAAUUGCAAUUUUAUGUUCAACUGCUCUAAGUCAGUACGCAACGCUGAAGAAAGAGAGUGACACACAAUACUCUCGCGCACUUAAUGAAAACCUUUACAGGUGUGUACUUGAAAAGUUUCGCCAGCCAAAAUUUGCUAAAUAUUUGUGCAUCAUUACAUGGCUUACUGUGCUCUGCAUAACGGUAACAGCUAUAACAUGUAAUGUCCAGGCAAGGGCUAUGGAAGAAUUUCACAGAUGCUACAGCAUCAGUGUAGAAGUUGGUGAAUCUAUCACAAUGAUUUUGGCUUCUGUGGCCACUGCAUGUUUUUUUCUAUCUUUUAUGACAGUUUUGUGGUCAUACUGUUCUCUUACCAGACAUCUGAGUAAAAUACAAAAAACCACCUGUAUUGGAGAAAAACAUCUCAUUUAAGUACAAAGAAACAUUUUUGUCAUCCAGAUGAUAUUAAUUGUCUGCUUUCUUCCAUAUCAUAUUUUUAGGCCAAUUUUUUAUGUACUGCUUAUAAAUAUUGACUGCCCAAGGUUAAGCUAUCUAGUGGAAAUUAAAAAUUGCCUUACUUGUCUUGCAGCCGCUAAGAGUAGUUUAGAUCCAGUUAUAAUAAUUCUGCUAGAUAAAACAUUUAAGAAAAGUCUGUACGGCUUAUUUACAAAACCCACACCAGAACACCAUAAACGUAAAGCUGGUAUUUUCACUGAACAGAUUCCCGAAGUGUGGAGGGAUAGGGAAAGAUUUUAGUACAAUAAAAGUAACAAUAACCUCAUUUUAACUGUGUAUAAACAGACUUUGAUAUGAAAUGGUAAAUAUUUAAACAAAAUAACAUAUUACUUGUGGGUUUUUUUCAAAUGAUCUUGCUUGCUACGUCAACAUUAACCAUAAUAAAUCCGAUGUCUAUAUUCAAAUGAACCCAAGUAAAUUAUACAGCACACUGUGUAAUAGCCCUUUAUCCAUGCAAUGCAAAAGACAUUCUAUGUUUGUCCUAUGGACAGUGUUUUCCACCUAAAUAAUCAAAGAAGAAGGCAGAAACUAGGCUGAAGUUGAGGACUCAGUUCUCUCUCAUUCUCAGUAAAAGAAUCCCAGGUUUUGGACAUGGGUCUCCUUUAUAAAAAGGGCUGAAUAAAGCACAGAUGUUUUCUCUGGAAUGGGUGAAUCACAUAUCAAAGGCCUAAGGAAGGUGGCACAGAGUGCUACAAAACACAUUCAAGAUUAACAUGUGUUUUUGUUCAGGAGUAUUUGGGGAGAAGGUUGAUUCCUUUUUUUUGUUUAAUGGGGAAUGCAUCAUGAGAUGCUGAAAUUCUUUAGUGCAUCAAGAAAACAUCUUAUUCUAAAGUUACUGAAAAAUGCCAUUAUUUAAUUUAGUUAUGUCCAUAUGGGUUUUACUGUAGUAACUAUUUUUUAAGCAGUAAAAAACUGUGUUAAGAAAUUAUGCAUUUUUUUAUUCUCACCUUCACAGAAAAAGCUUUACUACAGCUUUGUAUGAAAAUAGCAGAAAUCUUAGAUUUAAUUACUUUAUCACCCUGCUCUGACAUUUCCUAUCAGGGCCACAGCAUUACUGAAAUUACACCUGCAACAGGGUGACUCAGAAGAGGAAGCUUUGAUGGUGACAGAUAACCUGCAGGGGUGAAGUAUCCACUGAGGGAGAGAAACUCUGGUGGCCUAGGACUCUACUUAGCAUUGAGAAGAAUGGCUUUUAUACGUGCUCUGCAGGUUGAUCAGGAAUCAUUCUUCCUCCAGUCUCAUCCACGGCGGUCACGUUCAACAGCUGAGGGAGUGGAUCCCUGUUGGCACGCAGCCUAUGUGCACUCAUCUGAAACAGCUACAUACUUAUUCCACUUCAAAGGUGGAUUAACACACGCUGCUCCAGAAGGUGCCUCCUUCACAACAACGUUUAAAUCCAGACCAUUUGCAGAAGAGUGCAUAAAGCACAAAAGAUCUACAGAACUGCAACAUAACUGAAUGUACAAUAAUAUUAAGUGCAGAAAAAAGGAUGAAAUGCAUACAUGCAGAGUUAUUUCUAACCUCUGGUACUGCUUAGGAUUAAAAAAACCUCAACAAAAUAAAUCACUGGAAUUCCA
This is a messenger RNA of Grus americana (Whooping crane), 2725 nucleotides long. RefSeq names its product G protein-coupled receptor 82 (gene GPR82). The record is from RefSeq and is a predicted model, not a curated record. Lineage: Eukaryota; Metazoa; Chordata; Aves; Gruiformes; Gruidae. Gene Ontology annotation, biological process: G protein-coupled receptor signaling pathway. Gene Ontology annotation, molecular function: G protein-coupled receptor activity. Gene Ontology annotation, cellular component: membrane.